UCGAAACUACUAAAUGUGUAUUGCAGUGGUUUAAUAGCUUUUCAUGCUAGUUUACUGUAUUAGCUUAUUUGGGCAGUUCAAACGUGUCUUACAUGGCAGAGAAAAGGAUUAUCUCGUGAAGAAUUAAAUGCUUUAAUCCAGUGAAAAAUUGUACACGGAUAAAUUUCAAUAUAUUCAUUUUUUGACGGUUUAAAAUACCCAAAGGAUUAUUUGUAAAGAUAACCGGAAAUAUAUCGGUGGUUUUAACUGAAGAAUUUAAAUACUGUAUCAUCUUUUGGAGUUAUAUACAAUAAAUUAAUCGCUAUAUUGUGAUAAACUGCAUUGUUAAGGUAUAAAUAACAGGGAGAUAAAAGCUGAAAACUCGAAUAAUAAUAUUAUGUAUAAAAAGUGUGUGAAAAUUAACUCAGCGAAACCAUAACAAAACCAGAAAUAGAGAAUCCAAAACAGUAACGACUGUAGUGGCUGUUUUUAAGGGGUUUCAAUUUAUUUACCCGAGCUGAAGUUUGGAAUAUACAUCUAAUGCAAUCAAUGUAUGUGGUCGUAUUUCUCUCAGUGAAGCGCCGAUGUCAGAUAUGACAGUUCACGGCGAUAGGCCUCGUUGCCCCGACCCCCGGGCUGGCCACAGGGGCCUCAGACCUCAUCUUGUGAACGGAGAGCGUGAAAUACAUGACCAUCGCGGAACCAUGUUAGUGAACGGAGAAAGAGAAUUGCACGGUGGUCGCGGACCACUGCUUGUAAACGGAGAACAAAAAAUAGAAGGACCAACCCUUGACAAUCUCACUUUAAGCCAGUCAUGGAAUGGUUGCAUCUGGCAAAUUCAUCAGACCUCACCAGAAGCGCACAAAGGCUCGCCUGGGCAAAAUGGGAUGUUAAAUACGUUUCCAAUGUCCGGGAAGGUCAGGGAUAAUAUAUUUGUUCGUAGGGAUUCGGUGUUGUCGAAAUCUCGCGACUCGCCGCCUAUCUCUCUGGGAAGCAUGGACAGACCUAGCAGUGUUGAUAGGCUAAGUAAUGAUAGACUUAGUAGUGGCGACAGACUGUCUAACGGCAGUGACCGGAAUAGGUUUGCCACAAGCUACGAUGACGACAGUCUAACGACGGCCAGUUCCAAUUUUGACAGUUCCGAGCAAGAAGAAGAAUAUGUGACUUUAGAUCGGAGCUAUGUGUUCCCACGAUCGUUCAGAAAUCACCCUUUAACACACCAUUCGUCAAUGAUUGACUUAAAGCAUAAUUCACUGUAUUCACCUAAAGUUAAUAAUGACGAAAUUGCAGAACAUGGUGGCAGUUCAAGAACCCUACCUCACAGGAAGUUUCGCGGACCACUCAGAAGUGUUUCAGUUAACGAGACAGAUCUUGAUUCUGUUGAUGUAGACGGGAAAUCUAUCCCCUGGGCCAAACGAAGCUUAAAACGAAUUUAUGAAAACAUUGGCGAGGCCUUUAAACAGAAACAAAACAAUGUCAAAUCUUCCUCGGAAGACAAAAUUUCAAUUCAUAGCGGGUAUGUAGGUAUUAGAAAUGACCUUAGUUCUAGUGAAUCAAAUAGUGUUAAUACCGAACCUAUCUUAAACUCAGGGAAAGUACAAAAUCCGGGAAAAUUACGAAAACGUAGCAAGUCUUUGGGAGAACUGAGACUGUUUAACGAAGACAAUGAGAAUGAACUGGAUUCUGACGUUAGUGACGUGGACGGUGACGAUUUUGGAUUUUUAUCACAUUCAUUUCUUCAUUCUACUCCAGCUAUGCAAAAGUCGAAAUCGCCUUCUGCCCAUCAUCGAAUACUGCCGAAAAGAUGGAGAAGUAAACCUCGAAAUUCUACAGCUGGUCAGUGUCUCUGGAGUCCAGAGGGUAACUGUACAUGGUGCAAUGUAAGCGGACGGAGGGUUGUACUUCGGCCUGUCAGUAUUCUACAGCUGUCAGAGGCAGAAAGACUUGCGCUGCAGAAAAUAGUUCUUCAAAAACUCCAGUCGGAAGACCUUGGUUGCUCUGUAGUGAUACCUAAAGAGCACCGAGAAUCUGGUCGAAGAAAGAAACAUUUGUUGUCAAUAAAGCGAAGCAAGUCUGCCAAUAUCAGUGGCUUCAUCCACGGUCUUGCCGAUAGGGAAAAAGAUCACCAGGCACCGGGGCUCGUGUUUGGAAUACCACUACAAAAGUGUAUCGCCAAUGACGCAGAGCAGCGGAAACGGAACAGCGGCGCAUUAAAGGAACGCAAGGGCUCUGACGUCAUUUUGACGCGACAAGGGCCAAGAAAGUCAAGCAGCUCGUCACAGGGAUCGUUGGAAAAUAUAACCCACAAUGGAACCUCGUUUUCUGAGAGUCAGAAGAGAAAUGCUAGCAGCGACUCAUUGUCCGAGUCAGAAAGCACUCGGAAUAAUUCUAGUCUUAUCGAUGCUUUGGUAUUAUCAAACAACCGCAACGACAAUCUAGGUCAGAGUUACCUUCCGUUAUAUGCUACCGGACCACCACAGGUCCCGCAUAUUGUGAGGGUCUGUUUUAAACAUAUAGAAACUUAUGGUUUACGGGUACUUGGAAUAUUUAGAGUUGGUUCUUCAAAGAAGAGAACGAAGCAGUUACGAGACGAGUUCGAUACAGGACGAGAUGUAAAACUUAAUGAGUCACACAACCCACAUGAAGUUGGGGCUGUCCUGAAAGAAUACUUUAGGGAUUUACCCGAACCUUUGCUAACAAGGGACCUUUAUUCGCCCCUUCUCGCUGCUAGAGGGUUAUAUGAAAUCGAGAAACAAAUUGAAGUGACCCGGAUGUUGAUAUCACUACUUCCGGUGGCGAACCGCGACACCUUGUGGGCAUUACUGCAGUUUUUGUACAAGGUCGCCGAACAUUCCACUGAUGUAUUGGAUGAAAAUGGCCAAACAUUGCCUGGUAACAAGAUGGAUUCUCACAACCUCGCCACAUUGUUUGGUCCAAACAUCCUACACAAGGCAAAGGCCACAGAGAAAGAGUUUACCGUGGAGAGCAUGGAGAGAGCAGAGGAAAGGAAGGAGGUUAUAGAAGUUGUCCAGGCCAUGGUUGAUAAACAUCAGCUACUGUUUCAGAUUCCAGCAAGUUUACAUGACGAGAUUCUCAAGUUGCUAUUGGAAACCGAUCCUGAAACUACUGAACAAAUCCUGAAAAGAAUAUCUAGCGAUAACGGGAUCGAUCCUGACCCAGACACGUCGAGCAGUCUAUAUGAUGACAGUGACGCAUCCUUGCCACACUCUCCUGUCAGUGAAAAUAAUUUAAAUAUAAAGGAUUCUAGUGGACUACAGUCAACCCCGACAUUGCGGGUUGCCAGAAGUGCCGAAAUUCUUACGCCAGUUGCCAGGCGUAAAUUCUUUUAUUCUUCCCCAGAGGAAGAAAGUGUAAAUCAUAGACGCAAAAGCGAUGUAAAUAAUCCCAUGGAACGACCGAAGUUUCAUCUCGUUAUUGAAAAUUCUCCCAGUCCACCGGAAGUGACUAAAACACCACUAAGUUCACGAACUACGCGCAAUAAAAUGUCACGUGAGAAUUCUAGUCCGGAUCUAUCCUCGAGGCCACAUUCUAUUCAUGGUGAACGGCCUCAUUCAGAACUAUAUAGUACACCGAAAACAUUAUCCAUUCCCCCACCAAACUAUAUGAGACUGCAAACCGCAGAGCCAUGCCGGUCUAAUUCUUCAUUUAGUAAUCCGCCUUCACGUUCAGAAAGUUUUACUGGUUCAAAUUAUAGCGGAAGUCGAGCUGGCUCGAGUUCACCUCGAGUGACGUCAUCUAUUCAGAGACCUUUGAACUUUAAUCGCGGUACACCGGAAGUGGAAAAUGAAUGGCAGAAAAAUCGGUGGCGGCAAUGGGAUAAUAUGGCAUCUGAAAAACCAGUGGAAGGGUAUGAACAAGAAACACUUGUGUGACGUCAUAACGCUUGGAACAGAUACAAUGUAAAUAUUGAAAAAAUGAGCGUACUAAAAGUGGAUUUAUGGUAAAUGACAAAGUGAAAGACUCAGCUUUUAGUUCAUUUAAGCAGCAUUUUGCUUUAUAUAACAGGAGUAAAUAAAAAAAGACAAUUCUAAAAUGCUGUAUUAAAUAUAACCGUUAUGUGCUACUAACUUUUAAAUAAUAUGAGAAAAUAAUUAUAGAUGUACAUAUAUAUUUAUAUUUUGUAUAUGGCGGGUGGGUUUAUCAGAAUGCAAUAAUCAUGUAUGCAUUUUUUUGACUUUCAAAUUUUUAUGCAAUAAUAUGUUAUGCAAGAUGGAAUCCGAAAUCCAAUACUAUUUUACAUUAUUAAAUGGAUUUGCUUAAAGACUUAAAGGAACUAAUUGUGCUAUAUUUUUGCUGUUAACUGCCUGUAACAGGAUUACUUACAAAAUGUAACGCGUCAUGGGAAAUGGUACUUCAUUUGAAAAAAAAACAACAACAUAUUUGAACAUUGUGUGUCAGGUCAUUGAAUGGUCCUCAGCUUUUAAAGUAUAUGUUUAACGGAUUGUGUGCCUUUGUUUUAAAGCAGUCGAAAGUUGUCUUCUUAGAGUAUAAAAGUUGUCAGAAAGUCAACUAUAUACAUUCAUGUUCAUGCUUUUACCGUUGUCAGAGAUAGAAAUUGAUGUAAAACAGAAUUUUGCAAUAAAUGAUUCGGACAUUAUUUAGCUUUAUUUAAGACCAUUUGACCUGAGACACACACUUUCGUUUUCGGCCUCAAACAUAAUGCUAAGUGCUUAUAAUUUCUUUUGCUAUUGUGAAAUGCUAUAUCGUUAGUUGUAUCUUCAAUUAGGGCAAUCUUAUAUUAGUUUGUUUCACAUUCCUGUUCAAAUACAUCAGAAUAAUUUGCAACUGUAACUGGCAGUUAGUGAUGUAUGCAUUUCCUGCACGGGAAAUCGUUAUUUUUGUUUGACUAUAUCAGUUUUGUUUUAUUCAGUAUUAGGAAGUUAACACGCUAUAUACCUCAGUUGAAAUGAUAGGGCUUUUUUGCCAAUUUCAGUAAAUUGUUUUCUGACAUGGUUUAAACUUUGUAAGCCAGUGAGCACGUAUUUCUGCUGCAGGGGUAGGAAUGUCUUAUUUACACUCAGUUUAGUGCUAUUUUUAUGUACUUUUCAAUGACGUUUCCUUCGUGUAAGGGGUACAAGCAAAGG
Molecule: messenger RNA, 5084 nt
Organism: Mercenaria mercenaria
Lineage: Eukaryota; Metazoa; Mollusca; Bivalvia; Venerida; Veneridae
Product: rho GTPase-activating protein 6-like
Exons: 10
Coding region: 564-3872 (1102 amino acids)
Biological process (GO): signal transduction
Source: RefSeq, a predicted model, not a curated record